AUUCUCUGCAUAGCCGCUCCCUAGUAAAUGUUUGGGUCCACUAUCUUUGAAACAAAAUGCCGUCGACAAUCAAAAUCGCCGUGAUCCAACUUUAUGCCAAAGUCAAUCCUGCCCACUUCCUGCGUACCAGUACUUAGGUUACGAUAUAUACAUAUAACUAACCCCUUCCAGCCCUUGGACCCAGAACACAACUUCACCAAAGCCGCCUCCUUCAUCCGGUCCGCCGCCGCCCAAGGCGCCCACCUCGCCGUCCUCCCAGAAUACCACCUCACCUCGUGGGUGCCCCAAGAACCGACCUUCCUCCCGCUCUGCGACCAAUGGGAGACGUACCUGAAAAAGUACCAAGCCCUAGCCAAAGAAUGCAACAUCUGCAUCGUCCCCGGCACACUCGUCGAAUCCCACCGCGGCGCCUCGUCCGCGGAAGACAAACUCCUCAACGUCGCCUACUUCAUCUCCAACUCCGGUAGCGUCGUAGGCAAAUACGUCAAGAAGAAUCUCUGGGGCCGCGGCGAGCGCGAGCAUCUGACGUCCAGCGGGCGGGAUGUGCAUCAAGUAUUCGACACGCCGCUGGGCAAAAUCGGAUUGCUGAUUUGCUGGGAUCUGGCGUUUCCCGAGGCGUUCAGGGAGUUGCUGAGUGCGGGGGUGGAGAUCGUCGUGGUGCCGGCUUUUUGGAAGACGACGGAUUGCGGCGAGGAUGGGUUGGGGAGGAAUCCGUGGGCGGAGGGGGUGUUUUUGGAUAGUGUGGUCACGGCGAGGGCGUUUGAGAAUACGUGCGUGGUCGUUUUCACCAACGCGGGUGGUCCACCAGGGGAACAGUUUGUUGGAUUGUCUCAAGUGGCUGUCCCGUUUGCAGGUCCACUGACGCGGCUGGGGAGUUCGGCGGAGGGGAUGAGCGUCGUGGAUGUGGACAUGAAGAUUUUGGAAGAGGCCGAGGCGAAUUAUGGGAUCAGGGCGGAUCUGGCGAGGGAGGAUUGGCAUUAUGACUAUAGGCAUUCGAUUCGGGACAGGGCGUAGGCGGAUACAUGUUCUGGGAAGGUUCUGCUGAGAGUUAAUGUAGACCCGGCCUGCUAUUACACUACCUAAUAAUUCCCAAGUAUGAAGUAUUAGCUAAAUGAGGAAUGUAUACAAUGAUAUAACCUGCAC
Molecule: messenger RNA, 1143 nt
Organism: Westerdykella ornata
Lineage: Eukaryota; Fungi; Ascomycota; Dothideomycetes; Pleosporales; Sporormiaceae
Product: carbon-nitrogen hydrolase
Exons: 2
Coding region: 94-1014 (306 amino acids)
Molecular function (GO): hydrolase activity, acting on carbon-nitrogen (but not peptide) bonds, in linear amides
Source: RefSeq, a predicted model, not a curated record